UUAACACAAUUUAAUCACUGAUCCGAUGGCCAAAAAUUAUAUGUCCAGUGAUUCUGACUCUGAUCUCGAAGUGAAUGAUGUGUUGACCGAUAAUAGCGGACAACCGGUCGAUACACUCACUGACCACUCAUUGCCGACCACUUCCCACAAAGAGACGAGUGUCCGAACCAAAAGUGGUCGUCCGUUACGGCCAACCUUUGGCCACAAAUCAAAGCGACCGAAAUAUAAUAUUUCCGAUACGAGUAAUGAUGAAAACGAUGGACACGAAGAGUCUGACAGUCAGCCAACUCAGGCGGCUAAUAGAGAGGGGAGUGUCCCGAACCAAAGUUAUCACCCGUUAUGGCUAACCAAUGGCCGCAAAUCAGGGCGAAAGCAAUAUAAUAUUUCCGACGCGAGUAGUGACGAAGAGAGUGGACACCAGUCGACCGCCAGUCGGCCAAUACGAGUGUCCGCCGAUGGCAUCCGUGAGGACUCGUGUCACGCGUGCGGUAUUGACGGCUGCAAAGAAUUCUUCGUAUGGAAGAGACAUCUUUCUGCCCACCGGACAGCUGUCCACCAAAUCGGUAAUUAUCGGCUCUUUCCGUGCGACCGAUGCCAGCAUUGCUGCACCAAUGAGACUGACUUGAGUGCCCACAAGUGGACACAGCAUAAGCCACUUAAAACUCUUGUUGAGCCCAAUGGACAGCGGACUCGGCGUUCAGACUUUGAGUGUAAGGAUUGCGGCAAAAGAUUUAAGUCGGCUGAAGGUGUGGGCCUUCACCGAGAGAUUGUCCACUCAGUCCUCCCGAUGCCUAUCAAUACUUCCGCAUUCGUUGAGUCCACACAAAAAGAGAUAAAAAAGCACACACAAUGUCUGGACAGCGACAGGUCUGGUAAGCGACAGAUUCCGUACGGCGGCCGACGCUUACAUUUGUCGGGAGUCAGAGCGGGAGGGCUGGGCUCUGGUGAUGCACUAGACGGGCGUCGGUCUGUCAAGAUU
Medioppia subpectinata is the source of this 979-nucleotide messenger RNA. The record is from the annotation of a GenBank genome assembly. Lineage: Eukaryota; Metazoa; Arthropoda; Arachnida; Sarcoptiformes; Oppiidae.